AUGGAAAAGAACACGAUAUCUAGUCUUGCAAAGAUGACUCGCGAGUAUCUCGUCGAGAUAGAGGAUAACACGAGCAUCAAAUUGCAUUUACAGCCUCAAGUAUGCAUUUUUAGGCAGAUUGCUCAGGGAAAAAUAUUGGCAUCAUUGCUGAGAGUCAUAAGCAUUGAUGAUACUGUCAAGUACGAUCUUGGUUCAAGGUCCGACAACCAUGACCGGCUCACGUUUAUACGGCGAGUGUUCGAUAAGCUGAAGUCCAAUUUCGUCGAUAUAGGCUUUAUUGCGCCCCUCGAUGUGAUAGAAUGUGACGAGAAGCUCGUUUUUAGCCUUGUGAAGGUGCUUCAUCACCAGAUAAUCUGCCGACCCGAUGAGAAGGUCGUGGACAGAAGCUUGCUUGAAUGGGUGAACUACCACACAUGCUUUAAGGAGACGAGGAACGGCCAGGACCUGAAUAGCGAGAAGAUUUUCUGCGACAGACUUUCAGAAGCAGGUGUAAGCAUCGAGAUGAACAGGUCGGCCUUUAAAGGCGCUGAGUAUGAGGCGAUGGAAAAACUGUCGUUGGAAUGCCACAACUUCUCUUCCGAUCUGAAGGAUGGCAGGGUGUACGGACUGCUAAUCGCAAGGGCGUUUUAUUUCUGCAUCUCGCCCGUGAUCCUCAUGCACUUGUGGAACCAGGAGGACAGUGUGCGGCGUAUACACUAUGUUAUUAGGCUGGCGCGAUUCCUGGGAAUAGAGAAUGCAAUAACAGUGAACGAUAUUCUGACAGGCAAUAUAAUUGCGAACAAGCUAUUUAUUGCCAGAUUAUACGGAUUGCACUCGAUGUGCAACGCAAAGGAAAAGAUAACCACUCUGCAACGUGCAAUAAGGAAGUGCAGGGACCACAUUAUUGAGCUGCGCAUCACCAUACAAUCCCUAAACAUUCAGAAUUCGCAGCUCCAAGAGACUUACAGGCGGACAGUUCUGGAUAUAGAGAACGAGCACAGGAGAGAAGACGCUAACGAGACGCCAGAUGCCAAGUUGCAGGCGGCAAUUUCAAAUGCUGUAAAGUGCAUACAGGAUACCAUCGCACCCGGCAUUAAUCUUGAGGGCGACUCGUUUCCCGAGCAGAUGUGGUACAUAUACUUGUACAAUCUGGAAAUAAUGUCGACGUAUAAGAACAAGGUUUGCGAGCUCGAAAUAACGAAUGAUGGGCUAAUAAAGAGCAACAAGGUCUUGAAGGAUAUUAUUGCGUACUAUAUAAAGAAGCAAAGGUCUGGCGAGAAGAAAGAAACCUUGUGGAGAAAGCUAGUCAGUAUGUUUGGUUGCUGCACAUCAGAGGAAAAAAGCCAUAAAUUAAACUAA
This is a messenger RNA of Vavraia culicis subsp. floridensis, 1338 nucleotides long. RefSeq lists its product as uncharacterized. Lineage: Eukaryota; Fungi; Microsporidia; Pleistophoridae. Bases 1 to 1338 code for a protein of 445 amino acids. The transcript has a single exon. The record is from RefSeq and is a predicted model, not a curated record.